AUGGCUCUUCCGCAGGAGCACCAGCGGGCGCUGGAUCAGCUGCGAACUCGGCUCAAUCAGCUGCUCAUCGCGCUUGAGUACUUGUACGGCAACAUCCAGCAACAGGACCCUCUCCCAUCAUGGCCUGCAUUGCAAUCAUUAGCGUCCAACGCCGGGCAAUAUAUGCAAGAACUCAGCGACACGCUCAACUCCCAACGCGAACUCUUCUCUACCCUGCACGCAUAUCCCACUUCGACAUUCCCAGCAUACGACCCCGGACGGCAAGAGUUGCUGUACUCGCUCCUCUACAAGAAGCUGGAUCUUCGAGCGGAAGAGUGGAUCGACGAGUCGUUAAAGGACACGACAGAGCAGAAUGGCACUGGCCAGAGCGACGGCUUAGCAUCUGAUCAGAUGGAGGAGCUGUGGAGUUGGGCGGGAGGGUCGCUUCGAAAGUUCCUCGAGCCGUGGGAUGAGGAGGGCAGAUUCGAGGACAACUUCACCGUGGCAGAGCGCGAGGCCGGUGUUGAGAACGUGGUGACGGGCAUCAAGAGAGAUUUGGACCCAGAUCCUGAUGAGGAGGCGAACCAGGUCGAGAUUCAGAAGGAGAAGGCGUUGAAGCUGGAAGAGACUGAGGGCCCGAUGCCGAGUGGUUACGACCCUAGCAAGCCUGCGAUGCCACUUGAGAGUCUGCUCAGGUUUGCGACUACUGGCGACAUGAAUCCUCCUGGAGCGAAUAGAUAG
Molecule: messenger RNA, 720 nt
Organism: Zasmidium cellare ATCC 36951
Lineage: Eukaryota; Fungi; Ascomycota; Dothideomycetes; Mycosphaerellales; Mycosphaerellaceae
Exons: 2
Coding region: 1-720 (239 amino acids)
Biological process (GO): regulation of transcription by RNA polymerase II
Cellular component (GO): mediator complex; core mediator complex
Molecular function (GO): RNA polymerase II cis-regulatory region sequence-specific DNA binding; transcription coregulator activity
Source: RefSeq, a predicted model, not a curated record